This is a messenger RNA of Truncatella angustata, 621 nucleotides long. RefSeq lists its product as uncharacterized. NCBI's taxonomy places the organism in Eukaryota, Fungi, Ascomycota, Sordariomycetes, Amphisphaeriales, Sporocadaceae. The coding region runs from base 1 to 621 and encodes 206 amino acids. The transcript has a single exon. The record is from RefSeq and is a predicted model, not a curated record.
AUGCCUCAGUUCACUGGCUGGACCAUUUAUAGCUGCAGUUGCAACUUUAAAUCCUUCUUCAACGUGGAUACUCUCCAGGAAGUGGAUGAGCGCUACAGGCGACAGUACCUAGGGGAUUAUUACCGGGCCGAUGACAGAACUUCGUUCUACGCGAUGGCUCCUCGUCCUUGUCCUCAGUGUAUCCAAGCCGCCGCCAAGGGACAGAGCAUCAAUCCCCAUCACGAUCUUGAGACACGUUGGAAAGCUGAAUGGGCCGCUCGUCCUGCGCCUCUCACAAACCAAGAGACGGAGUCCCUCAAGCACGUGUUACACCACAUUUGCCCCCAUUUUCGGGCAGUAGGUAACCUCAAUGAGGAAACGGUGUUGAAGAGAGUGAACAGCCAGCUUCAGCUCGAGGGAGUGAACAUAUCAGAGCAGACUAGUUCUGACGACGUCAAUGAGGAAAUGAAACAACAAGUAAGCCAGAUUGUGGAAGAACAGCUGAGAACGUACCGAAGCACUAAACAUAGGAGAUCCACGGUAGUUAGAGAGUCUCUCUUACAGGAAGCUGAAUUAGCUAAGCGUAGCAGCCGGUCUCCCAAGCUCGUACAGCUGCGCCCAAAGCGAUUUGUCGCUGUGUAG